AUGCCCCUCACUUCUGCCCUCAGCGAUCCUUCCUAUAUCCUCAGCUACCUGCCAACCUACUCCCAGCAGAUUCAUCAUUACCUUGAUCGCCCGCUGGAUCAGGCCGUUAGCCUCCUUGUGGUCAUCUUCUGCAAGUACUUGGGCAGCGAUGGUGACAAGAAUACCCUGGGCAAGAAGGACCUGAUGGAGCUGAUCCAGAAAGAGCUCACCAUUGGCCUGAAGCUGCAGGAUGCUGAGAUUGCAAAGCUGAUGGACGACUUGGACCGGAACAAGGGCAAAGUGGUGAGCUUCCAGGAAUAUGUCACCUUCCUGGGGGCCUUGACUUUGAUCUACAAUGAUGCUCUCAAGGGCUGA
This is a messenger RNA of Zalophus californianus (California sea lion), 354 nucleotides long. RefSeq names its product protein S100-A6-like. The transcript has 3 exons. Gene Ontology annotation, molecular function: calcium ion binding; S100 protein binding. The record is from RefSeq and is a predicted model, not a curated record. Bases 1 to 354 code for a protein of 117 amino acids. NCBI's taxonomy places the organism in Eukaryota, Metazoa, Chordata, Mammalia, Carnivora, Otariidae. Gene Ontology annotation, cellular component: nucleus; cytoplasm; perinuclear region of cytoplasm.